GGAGCUGCCGCCGCCGCCGCCGCCAUGGUGCUGCUGGCGGCCGCCGUGUGCACGAAGGCGGGCAAGGCCAUCGUGUCGCGCCAGUUCGUGGAGAUGACGCGCACCCGCAUCGAGGGGCUGCUGGCCGCCUUCCCCAAGCUCAUGAACACGGGCAAGCAGCACACCUUCGUGGAGACGGAGAGCGUCCGCUACGUCUACCAGCCCAUGGAGAAGCUCUACAUGGUGCUCAUCACCACCAAGAACAGCAACAUCCUGGAGGACCUGGAGACGCUGCGCCUCUUCUCCCGGGUGAUCCCUGAAUAUUGCAGAGCGUUGGAAGAGAAUGAGAUUUCUGACCACUGCUUUGAUCUGAUCUUUGCCUUCGACGAGAUCGUUGCCCUUGGGUACCGGGAGAAUGUCAACCUGGCCCAGAUCCGCACCUUCACAGAGAUGGACUCGCAUGAGGAGAAGGUCUUCAGAGCUGUCCGUGAGACGCAAGAACGUGAGGCUAAGGCUGAAAUGCGUCGGAAAGCUAAGGAGCUGCAGCAAGCACGGAGGGACGCUGAGCGACGAGGCACAAAAGCACCCGGGUUUGGUGGCUUUGGAAGCUCAGCUGUGUCAGGAAGCACCACGGCUGCCAUGAUCACUGAGACCAUCAUUGAGACAGAGAAGCCAAAAGUGACUCCAGCACCAACCAGGCCGUCUGGAUCGAACAAGGCACUCAAGCUGGGCGCCAAAGGGAAAGAAGUCGAUAACUUUGUGGACAAGUUGAAAUCUGAAGGAGAAAAUAUAACCUCUUCAGCAGGCAAACGGUCCUCUGAAGCAGCCACAGUGUUUACUCCGCCUAUAAACAUGGAGAGUGUGCACAUGAAAAUUGAGGAGAAGAUCUCGCUGACCUGUGGCCGUGAUGGGGGGCUGCAAAACAUGGAGCUGCAUGGAAUGAUCAUGCUGCGGAUCCAGGAUGAAAAGUUUGCCCGGAUUCGGAUCCAUGUUGAGAACGAGGACAAGAAGGGUGUGCAGCUGCAGACUCACCCCAACGUUGACAAGAAGCUCUUUACAACAGAGUCCUUGAUUGGCUUGAAGAACCCUGAAAAGUCUUUCCCCAUAAAUAGCGACGUGGGGGUAUUAAAGUGGCGGUUGCAGACCACAGAAGAGUCUUUUAUCCCACUGACAAUUAACUGCUGGCCAUCGGAGAGCGGCAGCGGCUGCGAUGUCAACAUUGAGUAUGAGCUGCAGGAGGACAGCCUGGAGCUGAACGACGUGGUGAUCACUAUUCCCUUGCCGUCUGGUGUGGGCACUCCAGUGAUUGGCGAAAUUGAUGGGGAGUACCGUCACGAUAGCCGAAGGAGCAUCCUCGAGUGGUGCCUGCCUGUGAUCGAUGCCAAAAACAAGAGCGGCAGCCUGGAGUUCAGCAUCACCGGGCAGCCCAAUGACUUCUUCCCUGUGCACGUCUCCUUCCUUUCCAAGAAGAACUACUGCAACAUCCAGGUUAUCAAAGUGACCCAGGUAGAUGGGAACAGCCCUGUAAGAUUCUCCACAGAGACCACCUUCCUCGUGGACAAGUAUGAGAUCCUGUAGCCCUCGCUGCAAAGAAUCAGCCUGGAAGACUUUGAGGCCAUGGGUUCUGGGACCG
This is a messenger RNA of Euleptes europaea (tarantolino), 1612 nucleotides long. RefSeq names its product archain 1 (gene ARCN1). The coding region runs from base 25 to 1557 and encodes 510 amino acids. The record is from RefSeq and is a predicted model, not a curated record. Gene Ontology annotation, cellular component: COPI vesicle coat; cytosol. The transcript has 10 exons. Gene Ontology annotation, biological process: retrograde vesicle-mediated transport, Golgi to endoplasmic reticulum; Golgi localization; endoplasmic reticulum to Golgi vesicle-mediated transport. NCBI's taxonomy places the organism in Eukaryota, Metazoa, Chordata, Lepidosauria, Squamata, Sphaerodactylidae.